AUGGGCAGCGCUGCCUCCCCCAAUGCCGGUCGAUCCUCCACAUUGCUCAGAACCAUCUUUGAGACCCAGGACAUCCGCCUCAAUCUUGACGAGAUCGCUGAGGCCUGGCCCGGCGAUGAGAAGUCAACCCCGAAGGCUCUGAGCGAGCAGCUGCACAAGUACCGCAAGAACGGAAAAGGAACCAACAAGAUCACUUUUACCAUGGCAAGCAAGCGCAAGGCAGAUGACUCCAGCGCUGGUACCCCUCGCAAGAAAGCUACCCCGAAGAAGGCCACCCCCAAAAAAGCGACUCCGAAGAAAGGUGGAAUAAAGGCCGAGGCUACUGAGGAUGAGAUGGUCAUGAGAGUCCCACACUUCCUGGACUCGUACAAGCCGCUCGAUGAAAAGAUUACUUUCGAUGAUGAUACUGAUGACGAGGCAGAUGACGGUGCUAACAGCGAUGAAGUAGUCCUUUCAUGGGCUGGACGAGAGUUCUUUUUCUCUCGAAUGGUUUACUUUCUGGGGUUUUGGGAAUGA
Messenger RNA from Aspergillus affinis, 516 nucleotides. RefSeq lists its product as uncharacterized. Lineage: Eukaryota; Fungi; Ascomycota; Eurotiomycetes; Eurotiales; Aspergillaceae. The coding region runs from base 1 to 516 and encodes 171 amino acids. The record is from RefSeq and is a predicted model, not a curated record. The transcript is spliced from 4 exons.